AGCGGUCUUGUAUAGUUAGUUCAGCGGUGUGGCGUUGGUACCACGCGAAAACGCCGACAAAAUUCGGGGUCCCCGCCAGAAAUUAUUAGUUUGAUUUGAAUCGACGGUUAUCCAACAACCAGCCCCAGCUACAAUGUCGAACCUCUGGGAGGCCCAUUCCACUCCACAAACCUUCGAAAAACCAUCGUUCAUAAAACUGAAGGUGUCUCCCGAAGAUAACCCCCAGAAGGAUUGUAAGACGGUCACUUAUAAACCACCUGCUCAUGACGACGACGAACGAGGCGGCUGGGGAAAUAAACUCGACUUUCUUUUUUCAUGUAUUAGCUUGUCAGUCGGACUGGGAAACGUCUGGAGAUUCCCGUACUUGUGUUACAAAAAUGGCGGAGGAGCUUUCAUACUCACGUAUAGCAUCGCCAUGGUUAUUUGCGGGAUACCCAUGUUCUUUCAAGAAGUCGCCAUUGGCCAGUAUUUGGGUUCGGGAGGCAUGACCUUUGUGGGGCAGUUGUGUCCCAUUUUCAAGGGCGUGGGAUAUGCCGCCAUGACUCUAGUGUUUUUGUUAGAUAUUUAUUAUUGUAUUAUUAUAGCGUGGACUAUAUUUUAUUUGAUGAGUACGUUUUCGUAUCUACCGACGCUGCCAUGGUCAGGUUGUGGAAACUGGUGGAACACCGAAAAUUGUUUCUCGUCCAUCGAAAACAACACUGUGAUAAACUCAACACUACGUACUACAUCUGUCGAGGAAUACUUCGAGCGUCGAGUCCUCGGCAUAACUACCGGAAUCGAAGAAAUUGGGGGGAUGCAGUGGGGGCUGUUCGUGUGUCUGGUGUUCGGGUGGCUGAUAAUUUACAUGAUUAUCCGGAAAGGGUUGCAUCAAAGCGGAAAGGUAAUCUGGUUCACGGCCUUGUUUCCAUACUUCGUGCUCUUGAUUCUCAUGGGCCGUGCCGUGACCCUUAAUGGGGCUGCUGACGGGUUGCUGUAUUUCAUCACGCCGAGGUGGGAGGAGCUGUUAACCCCUGGACCAUGGAUGGACGGGGCCACGCAGAUAUUUUUUGCCUACAGUAUAGGGUGCGGAGCUUUGCCGGCUUUGGGGUCGUUUAAUAAAUUCCACCACAAUUGCUACAAGGACUCUGUCAUUACAUGCGUCAUCAACACCCUGACCUCCCUCUUAGCAGGAGUUGUAACCUUUUCGAUCUUGGGAUACUUAGCGGCGGAGCAGCACACCAGUGUUGCCGACGUCGUCAAAAAAGGGCCCGGUCUAGUCUUCCUGACGUAUCCAGAAGUGGUCCUCAAGCUUCCGGGAUCGGCUUUCUGGGCUUCCACUUUCUUCAUCAUGCUUGUGAUUUUGGGAAUCGAUAGCGAGUUUUGUCUCGUGGAAGCCUUCAUAACUGGACUUGUCGAUAAUUGGUCGGAAGAACUGAGACCUCAUCGAGGAAAGUUUACUGUGGGUGUGUGCACGCUGAUGUUUUUGUUAGGAAUUCCGAUGGUAACCAAGGGUGGCAUGUACAUAUUCCAGCUCAUGGACUAUUACUCCGCGUCUGGAAUGUCCCUCCUCUGGGUCUGCUUCUUCCAAACCGUCGCCCUCUCCUGGAUUUUCGGCGUCGACAAAAUCAGCGACUGCAUCGAACAGAUGAUGGGAAUGAGACCUAACAGAUACUGGACCAUCUGCUGGAAAUACUGCGGUCCCUUGAUCAUGAUCGCAAUUUUCGUCAGCCACUGCGUCCAAUACGUGAACCUCACUUACGGGUCCUAUAAAUAUCCAGACUGGGCAGAAAUUAUUGGAUUUGGUUUGAGCAUAUCUUCCAUGAUAUGGGUGCCCCUGUACGCCUUUUAUUUCGCCGUCUCCGGUCCCGGAACUUUCGUCGAAAACCUGAAGGAAGGGUUUCGGCCUCACAUCAAGAUGAGAAAAAUAUCGAUCUGCGACAAAAGGACGGGGCUGCCAAUUACGGAAAGUAACGUCGGCUUGAUUUCGCCCAGUCAGUCUUUCAAUUAGAGAGAGAGUUGUAUUUUUGUUGUGUGGUUUAUGAUAUAAACGAGCAAUUAAAAGGAUAAUAUAAUCCAGUUAAGGGACGCUUCGACCGUACUUAAAGUUAAAUAAAAUCCUGGAGUAAAGGUCAAGUUUAUGUUCCUUUUUGUGGGCGAGGCGUUCCGUAUUUUUAAAGCCGUAUCAUUUUGAGGAAAAUUCUCAACGUUAUCACGUAUCAGUAUUUUAAUACCAAAUUUAGUAUUUUAACAUUAACUUAUAUUUUAGUGUAUUAAACAGGCACCUAAACGA
Messenger RNA from Zophobas morio, 2269 nucleotides. Its product is annotated as sodium- and chloride-dependent GABA transporter 1-like. The coding region runs from base 134 to 1987 and encodes 617 amino acids. NCBI's taxonomy places the organism in Eukaryota, Metazoa, Arthropoda, Insecta, Coleoptera, Tenebrionidae. The record is from RefSeq and is a predicted model, not a curated record. Gene Ontology annotation, biological process: sodium ion transmembrane transport. The transcript is spliced from 11 exons. Gene Ontology annotation, cellular component: plasma membrane.